This is a messenger RNA of Penicillium crustosum, 474 nucleotides long. Its product is annotated as patatin-like phospholipase family protein. The transcript has 4 exons. The record is from RefSeq and is a predicted model, not a curated record. Bases 1 to 474 code for a protein of 157 amino acids. Gene Ontology annotation, cellular component: membrane. NCBI's taxonomy places the organism in Eukaryota, Fungi, Ascomycota, Eurotiomycetes, Eurotiales, Aspergillaceae. Gene Ontology annotation, biological process: arachidonate metabolic process.
AUGUUUGAUACACCACAAGCCUGUGUCUCAUCAAAUAAAGUAGCGGUCAUUGCAAGCGAGAUAAAAGAUGGGGCGCCGUUUAUAUUCACCAACUAUAAUGGGUCAGCGCCGCAUAGAGCAGAGCCUGCAUAUGGAAGACUGCGGCCCGAUAGCGAGACUGAACCGAAGGUCUGGCAAGUAGCUCGUGCCACAUCAGCAGCUCUAUCCCUCUUUCCCACAAUUGAAAUCGAUAGACUUGGCACAUUCCAAGAUAGCGGAGUAAGAAGACAUAAUAACCCCAUCAACCUGGCUCUCUCGGAGGCGAAACACCUAUGGCCAAACUCUCCGAACCCCGAUGUUUUCAUCUCACUCGGCACUGGAUCAGUCCCAUCAGACCCAAAAACAGUUUCCCGGUUCCGCAAUAUAUUGGUCGAUGGAUGGGUACCACGAGUUUAUCGUGCGUUUUCGUCGUCAUUUGAAGGUCAGUCCGGCUAG